This is a messenger RNA of Planococcus citri (citrus mealybug), 2034 nucleotides long. RefSeq lists its product as uncharacterized. The coding region runs from base 111 to 1811 and encodes 566 amino acids. Lineage: Eukaryota; Metazoa; Arthropoda; Insecta; Hemiptera; Pseudococcidae. The record is from RefSeq and is a predicted model, not a curated record. The transcript has 2 exons.
GUCUGUUUUCAAACGAUGAAGAUUACAUUUCACCUUUGUAUUUUGAUGUUUUCGUUUUGAUUUGAUGCAGAUUGCAAAUUACGUCACGUGAAUAGUCAUUUCAUUUAUUGAUGCUGGAUAUAUUGCGUUGCUAUAGAUAUAAAGAUCGUAUCAUUUUGAAUCGACGUGAUUAUUGUGUUAUGAUGAAUCCUUACUUCGCUGAAGAGUAUCGACAUAUAAGCGAUAUAGAUCUAGCCGAAGACAAUGAGAAUGUAUUGCUACCCUAUGAUCCCGAAGUUGAUAAUUUUGGUAGCAAAAUCCUGGAAGCGGAAGCUGAAUCCGGCCAAACAAUUACGUACGAAGAAGCCUUCCUAAACGCAGAUUAUGUAGAAAAAGCUCUUCAAGUGCCACCUAUUGACGUUCCGAUAGAAUUCACGAUGUUCGUUUUACGCAAAAUGGCAGUAAAUGAAAAAGAUUUUCGUAGUUUCGUAAGAGCGAUUCCGCUACAAACUCGUGAGUAUCUGCAUAAACUGAUAAAACGUGAAUCUGCUCCGCGUGUCAAAGUGCAUCCGGCCAAUGAUAAAGAAUCGACGAGCACGUUUCGUGGAAUCUUUACGAAAAUAUUUUGCAAAAAAGUUAUCAGCAACUUUGCCGAAAAUCAGGAAGAUAAACAUUACGAUAAAAUCGCCACCGUGUUUCCCUUCAAAGUGUCCAGACUGUCCACCGAUGUACGUUGGUGCGAAAUGAAAAUUAUGCAGCAAUUCGACGACGAUUUUUACCAAGAAAUACAAGAGUUUUUAGACGAGCAUUUCGAUAACGUCAACGCCCGAGAGGCUGUCGAGCUUUUUUUACUCAAUAUUCGUAAUUUUAUAUCGGAUAAAUUUUCUGCUGAAGCAUUGUUGACAAGACGGGAAAAUCCUGGAGGCCAGCACGACGAUUAUUUGAGUACUUUUCCUCGACUGCAUCAGGGAGGAAUUGAACGAUUUCAGUUUCUAUAUCGAGAAUUCGUCAAUAUGAUAAAGAGUAAUCGAAUUUACGUUCCAGGGUUUUACUUCUACCGUUAUGGUUGCGAUGAAGAUUAUUUUCGCAGGUUACCCGAACGUAAUUUCGUCGAUUUGUAUUCUUUUUUAGAUUACGUCGACUUUUUCAAGGAGCAUCGCGAAAUUUACAUGCGGAGAUUUAAGAAAUACCUGUUCUUUUUCGUUCACGCACUAGCAGUCGAAUCAAAUCCUGUGUUUUUCAUCGAUGAGAUGUUAUUCGAAUGUUUGAAGAGUUUACGAACAUAUAAAACCGUCAAAGAAGAUAUCAAGAUUAAGAAUGAUUUAGCCAUGAUAUCGAUGCUGCAUCUCAGAAUGAACUUAAACAGAGGAAGCAGCAAAGGGAAUUAUUGCUUGAGUGAUACGGCAUUGGAACGUAUGAAGCAUUACAUUUUGGAAUCCAUUGUGCCGAAAAAUCCUCAACUGAACGUGAAAUAUAAGACUGAUUUAUUGACUUGGAUGCCUUUCCGUACCAAAGAGGCAUGUUUUAAUGUAUGCUAUUCCAAAAAAAGUAGUAACAAAAAUUUCUUGGAGCGAUUGCUUUGUAGUAUCAUGUGUCCCGACAGCGAAUCAAUUAGAUAUAUCGAUGAAUAUAAUGCCUACCUUGGUAAAGUAUACCGAUUUGAUUUGUCGAUGAACGAUAUUGAAUCUCUGCGAAAUUUCGUGCGUUUGUGUAAUACGUACGAUGUCAGCAACGAACCUUUAGAAGAAACUAAUCUCGAUGUAUUUAUGUUGAAUCUGUUUAUCAAGUUUAUAGAAACUGAACGUUCUCGAGCUACUUUAGAGUGUGAAUAAUAGGUGAGAAGUAAUUUGACUUUCAAGUACGUUGGUACCUCUACCUAUUAUGUAUUUUUCUGAGUUGUUACUCGUAUAUUUCAUUGAUAUGUUAGUGGUUUUAAUUUGUUUGUGUUCUCGAUUAUUAUCGUGUUAGACUGUUAGAUACCUACUUACCUACCUACUACCUAGUACUUAUUUUGUAUUGGAUUUUCUAUUAAACCCUGUUUUUGCUCCUUUCUAA